AUGCUUUCACCCAAACACGCUUUGAAUCACGAAGAAAAUCAACUGAUUCCACAGACCUCAAAACCGGAACCCGACCAGCGACCAAUCUUGAAGACCAACAAAAGCGAAUUGUCAGAACUGGCAAUCAAGAAAAAGCAGGCAAAUGUGGUCGUGCAACCAAGAUUGAAACCCUCUGUAUUUGCUUAUGAUUCCAUAAUUACUGAGCCGGUGAUUACCAGCCAGCACAGUGUGAAAGAUGAAGCCUUUUUUCAAUUCGAUGAUUUGCCCUUGAAUAGAAGAGGCUACAAGUAUCGAGUGUGCAAGCCAAACCGAGCAUUGAAGGCUACCAGGUAUCUGACCACCGAAUUGCCUCCUUACAAGGUGAGGGCGAGCUAUUUUGACAAGAGUCAAGGCGUUGGAUUGACUGCGGAUAUGACAUCCAUCACUACUCAAAAUGGGUGGCUCUCGGCACGGUGCAAUGUCUCUAUGAGAGAAGGAAAGUACUAUUUCGAAUACAACAUUGUAAACUCCAACAAUGGAGAUGAUAAGGCGCAUGUGCGUGUGGGCAUUGGCAGGAAAGAGCUGGCUCUAGAUGCUCCUGUUGGAUUUGACGGGUACGGAUACGGGCUCCGAGACUUGAACGGCCAGAAAAUCACAUUGAGCCGGCCACAAGAAUUUAUGUCUGAGGGCUUUCACACGGGCGAUACCAUUGGCUUUUUGGUCGAGUUACCUCCGCUAACCCGCCAAAGAGAUGGUAAUUCUGAAUUCGCAAAGAAGUUCAGGGAGAAGUACCCCAAGUCAAAAAAGCCAACCCGAGCUGCCUUAAAUGAGGAGAAAGAAGAGAAAGCCUUGAAUGCAUUCAGCAAUAUCCUACGCGAUCAAGUUGCUAUAAAAUAUAAGAACGGGCUAUUUUAUGAGCAGUUCGAGUAUACGAGAACCAAGCAAAUGGAUCAUUUGCUCAACCCAGUGACUGUCUUUGGCGAAACGGCAGUUCUUGAGAAGAAGCCCGAUGCACAGCCCCCGGUUCCAACCAUACCGGACUCCCGAAUUGUGGUGUAUAAAAAUGGGCAAUGCGUGGGAGAAAUGUUCAACGAACUAUACUCAUUUCUCCCUUUGGAUACCGCAGAUGACGCUGCAAGUACAGAAGCGAAUACGAAACAGCAGCAAAACCCAUCUUACAGAAAUACAGACGAUGGCUCCUUGGGUUACUACCCCAUGAUGUCAGUAUUUCAAAACGGGGUGGUCAAAAUCAAUGGGGGCCCUGAUUUUAAGUACGCAGUUCCGGAAGGCGCACAGCCGCUUUGCAAAAGAUACGAUGAGGCCGUUGUGGAAGACUGGCUCUGGGACUUGGUAGAUGAAGUCGAGGCAGAAUAUCUCGAUAGCUUCGAUUAA
Molecule: messenger RNA, 1371 nt
Organism: Metschnikowia bicuspidata var. bicuspidata NRRL YB-4993
Lineage: Eukaryota; Fungi; Ascomycota; Pichiomycetes; Serinales; Metschnikowiaceae
Gene: ASH2
Product: Ash2p
Exons: 1
Coding region: 1-1371 (456 amino acids)
Cellular component (GO): Set1C/COMPASS complex
Molecular function (GO): transcription cis-regulatory region binding; protein binding
Source: RefSeq, a predicted model, not a curated record